Betta splendens (Siamese fighting fish) is the source of this 1858-nucleotide messenger RNA. It is a transcript of the gene lmo4la, whose product is annotated as LIM domain only 4a. The record is from RefSeq and is a predicted model, not a curated record. NCBI's taxonomy places the organism in Eukaryota, Metazoa, Chordata, Actinopteri, Anabantiformes, Osphronemidae. The transcript has 5 exons. Bases 295 to 807 code for a protein of 170 amino acids.
GCGGGGGCGACUUCAAUCCGUUUAAAUGACCGAGGAUCCGCUCUCCGUCUCGGGAGUCCGUCUACUUACAGGAACGAUGACAGCAGCUGCACGCGAACUUGGAGGAACGAGCCGUUUGCGUUGCAGCAGCAGCAGCCGCGGCGGCGCUCGGUGAAUGGGAACGGAGACGAGGAGUCGCUUUACACGUGUCGGGGUCUCACCACGUGGAGGACGCGGCCGCGAACUUAACGCCCGCGGCAACAUCUGGCGGAGGAGACGGGGCUCCGGCACAUCCAGGUUCACGGCACUGAGCGCAUGGUGAACAGCAGAGGCGACGCCCCCGCCGUGGCUGUGAUGGGCGGCGGCGGCGGCGGCGUGACGGCCGGCCGGCUGUGCGCCGGAUGCGGAGGUCGGAUAGCGGACCGCUUCCUGCUCUUCUCCAUGGAGCAGUACUGGCACACGCGGUGCCUGAAGUGCUCGUGCUGCCACGCUCAGCUGGGCGAGUACAGCAGCACCUGCUACAGCAAGGGAGGGAUGAUCCUCUGCAAGAACGACUACAUCAGGCUGUUUGGACACAGUGGAGCCUGUAGUGCCUGCGGUCAAUCCAUACCCGCAAGUGAGAUGGUGAUGCGAGCCCAAGGCAACGUCUACCACCUUAAAUGUUUCACUUGUGCGACCUGCAGGAACCGCCUGGUCCCAGGCGAUCGCUUUCACUAUAUCAACGGGACGAUCUUCUGUGAGCAUGACCGGCCAGGAGCCGUCCUGCUCAGCGGACACCCGGCUCCAAUGCAGGCCAGCGCCGUGAUGUCGGAUCAGAAGGUGUGCUGAGGAGGAGAACGGAGAGUCCAAUGUGUGCCUUGCCCUCGUGGAUCUUCUAAUGAGAACUGGAUCAAAUAAGACAAGAUUCUGCCCAAUUCACUCCUGUAACUGUUGCUCAAUACUCAAAAAAAACCCUUCUGUCUUCUGGAUUCCAGCCCUUAAAGUUAAAGUUGGACAUUAUGCUCAGUGAGUAAGUUCCUGUUGUUUCCAGCAUCAAAAUUAAUAAAUGGUAACUGGUCCUGCACUUGUGUCACGCUUAGCGGCCCUCAAAGCGCUUCAACGCUGCAUUCGCAUUCACCCGUACACACUCAUACAUUGAGGGGCAGUUUGGGGCUCAGUGCCUUGCUCAAGGACACUUUGCAGAUGGCCCAGGAGCCAGGAAUCGAACCACGGAUCCUGUGAUUGGUGAGCGGCAGCUCUACCUCUUGAGCCAUUGUUGCCCUAAACCUUUCUUAAACAUUGGGUUUUAAUCAUUGUGCCACCUACAGACCAGGUGUGGUAGUAAACUGUAACAAGGCUUCACUUCUGUAUGAUUUCAUUUAUUUUGUUAAACAAACUCUAAAAGCAUUGGUGAGAAACUCCUUGAAAAUAUUAUCAAAGUGCAUGACAGCGACUGAAUUGGAAACAAUGGUCAGAUUUACAGGCUGAUCAUUCAGCACUUUUGUAUGAAACUAUUUCCACUCUGCUAUUUGUCCUUUAAUCAGCCUUUGGUGACUGAAUACUGUGACGCUUGGAGACACAUAAGCAUCAAACAGCCCUGUGUGAUGCUCCACAGCUACUAGCCCUCUCCCUUCUAGCCACAGCAUCAGUGUUAAGUUUUUUUUUUUUAUUAUUGUAGUCCAGGUUUUCUCUGUUUUAGUUAGUGUAAACUUUUUAUUUAUUAAAGUUUUCCCCAACUCUGUGGUUUCAUACUCUCUGGAUCUGAGUCCGUCCAAAGGUCAGUCAUAGACUCCAUCCUCCAUCCAUCCAUACUCCAUCUUUUAUGGCAGAUCAUGACAUGUGGCUGUUAUAUUGGACCAAAAUGAUCAAAUUCUGAUAAUAAAAAUUAAUUUUCAUCUGA